Messenger RNA from Anopheles bellator, 3563 nucleotides. RefSeq names its product serine/threonine-protein kinase GL21140. Gene Ontology annotation, molecular function: protein kinase activity; ATP binding. Bases 373 to 2265 code for a protein of 630 amino acids. Gene Ontology annotation, biological process: protein phosphorylation; intracellular signal transduction. The transcript is spliced from 10 exons. The record is from RefSeq and is a predicted model, not a curated record. Lineage: Eukaryota; Metazoa; Arthropoda; Insecta; Diptera; Culicidae.
CAUUCUGCCUGCUCUUUGUUGCCAACCUCCACCGAGCCAUCGACACACCCGGCGGGCGCACCCUUCUUCCAUCCACUCACACACAGAGCGCGGAAGUUGCAGGGAAAAUCUCCGGUUCGCUCCAGUAAAUGAAGCAUUUUAUUGUUUUACCGUGAAAUCGCUGUGAGUGGAAUCGCGCACCUUCGAACGCCCUGCUGGUCGCCAUUGACGCGAAGACGCUCGCCCCUCAUGCCGCUUGCUCUCUGAUCACACCCCGCAGCAAAAAGUCUCCGGGCUUAGGCGCAUUUUAUUGGACGGACAUUAGACUGCCGGCGGAAACAUCGUUUGAGCGGGGUCAAACACACACGGAAGCAGAAGAAGCAGCGCCCUGGCAUGGAAGUAAGCACGCAUACGACUUCGACGCUUAGUCGUAGCAAUAGCCGCACCAGUUCCAAUUCCGAGCUGGAGAAGGAGCUAAUUGAUCUGGACAUUAGCGCCGGGGCACACAACAAGUCGAGCACGCUCAAGAAACGGAUCUCCAGCAGUCGAACACCGGCGAAGAAAGCGAAACGAAUACGAUUUUUUCGUAAUGGCGACAAGUUCUACUCAGGCAGCACGAUACCGGUCUCGGUGGAACGUUACAGAUCGUUCGAUAGCUUGACGGAAGAUUUAACGCGCCUGCUGGAGGACAGUGUAACGCUUACCGGGGCCAUCCGGUCGAUCUUCACCCUCGAAGGGAAGAAGAUCGAGAAGGUGGACGAUCUGGAGGAUGGCAAAAGCUACGUGUGUUCCUGUAACAACGAAGGUUUCAAGCGAAUAGAAUAUAACGUAUCGAACACCGUCAGCAGCAAGAACCCCAACAGACUGUCCAGAAUGAUACGGGCACUAUCACCGGUCAAGAAUGGCGGCGGCUCGAACGGUGGGACGCCACUGAAGGAGAUUGACGCCGUGGUGCAUCCGCGGAUCGUUACCCUCAUAAGAAAUGGUGUCAAGCCUCGAAAGAUUCUGCGAUUGCUGCUCAACAAGCGCAACAGCCCUACGUACGAGCACGUGCUGACGGCCAUCACGCAGUGCGUCAAGCUGGAUACCGGUUGCGUGCGGAAGGUGUUUACCGAGGCCGGUGUGCCGGUGCAACGAUUAGCGCAGUUUUUCGAUGACGACGACGUGUUCUUCGCUUAUGGCAACGAGCGUGUCGGUGCGAACGAUUUCGAACUCGAGGCCGAAGAAAGCAAAGCCAUCGCGGCCCACCGGAAAACACUUCGCAGCAGUACGACCCGCACGGGACCGAAGCCCAAGAUGCCGCUAAAGAGCCACAACGAUACGUUCGUUUGUGUGGACGAAUCCGCGAUAAACGGAGGAAUUCUACCGGAUUCGUUGCCAUUGGAGCUGCAGGCAAAGUAUACGCUCGGUUCUGUAAUUGGUGACGGCAACUUUGCUGUAGUGAUAAAGCUGAAAGACAAGCAAAAGACAACGGAGUACGCACUUAAAAUCAUCGACAAGUCGAAAUGUUCCGGAAAGGAUCACUAUUUGGCGGCCGAGAUACGUGUGAUGAAAAAACUGAACCAUCCGUACAUCAUUCAACUGGUGCACGACAUCGAAACGAUGAAGAAUAUGUAUCUAGUGCUAGAGCUGGUCCGUGGCGGAGAUCUCUUCGAUGCAAUCACACGUGUAACACGCUUUUCGGAGAACCAAUCAAAGAUUAUGAUAAAACACUUGGCGUCCGCCAUGGCUUACCUGCAUUCCCUCAGUAUCGUCCAUCGAGAUAUUAAGCCCGAGAAUCUGUUGGUUGAGCUGGACAGUGAUGGUAACGUCAUUCUACUCAAGCUGGGAGACUUUGGACUUGCCUGCGAGGUAACGGAACCGUUGCUCUCGAUCUGCGGCACCCCUACGUAUGUCGCACCGGAAAUCCUCAUGGAAUCAGGCUACGGUGUAAAGAUCGACGUGUGGGCUGCUGGUAUUAUACUUUAUAUACUGCUGUGCGGUUUUCCGCCCUUCGUGUCGCCCGACAAUCAGCAAGAGCAGCUGUUCGAUGCCAUCCUGAACGGGUACUUUGACUUUCCGGCCCCAUACUGGAACAACAUCGGUGACAGUGUGCGCGAUCUCAUCAUCAAUAUGCUGCAGUCCGAUCCAGAACUGCGGUUUUCCAGCGAAGACAUUCUCGAUCACCCGUGGCUGACGAGUGACAUCGUAGACGACACGCGCGAUCCAAAUGGUAUCGUUAUCGACGAAAGUUGUGGCCCGCCCCCACUAGAGGCAGUAAUGGGAAUCCCGAUCACUACACAGUAAUAAUAAUGCGUGCUCGCAACAGCGUCGUCGUCGGUCGUAUGAUUAAUCGUAAUUCCCGGAUAGCGUCGUUCGGCGUGACUACUACUACCACCACCACUGGCGAGUUCUAUCGGCAGUGUUCCUCGAAGGGGGCGUUCAUAGGAAAUUAAAUCUCGUUUGGAAACCGUUGCAAACCUCACACACAUAAUCUCCCGGGAUCUCUGCCGCGGAGGGGUAUACUGAAUGGGGGUGUACUAUCUCUCUUUCACCCUCCCUGUGUCCCUGUAUCUUACCUGUGCAGCAAACGAAAAGGUUCGUGUUAUUCUGCUUUUACAAAACAAAAUUGACGAUAUCCGGAAACGGUUGGAAAAAUUCAUUGUGUAUAUAGAGUACGGUAAAAAAGGAAAAUGUAUUUAUUUACUAUCAUUACGUGUUAGACAUUAGACGUGUUGCAAGGUUUAGUCACUUAAGCACCAGAGGUUCGCUGUUUUAUUAAGUUUAUAUUUUUCCUCGCUUUUCCGUUUGUGCUACCGUCGCUUUGCGCCACAGCACGAUUGCAGCAAAAAGGUUUUUUUUAGAUUUGUGAUGUACGCACACUCACACCCACUAUAUCACUGCUUCCAGUUGGUUGUGGGAUCCAAACGACGUGUUUGUGAAACGAUCGUGUGUUUUGCGAAGAAGCAACAAACCGAGAAAGGUAGAUCGAAUACAAGCUCUGCGAAUAGAGAAUACUAUUUAUUGACCACAGACCGGUGGUUCUGUAACAAACAUCCCGUUAGAAAAUGAUUAAAAUACUAAAACAUCAUGGCAAAAGAGGAACCGUGACAGUGCGGAAAUUAGGAUAUGUUUAUUGUCGUUCACUAUAAAUUAGGAAAACCGAUGGAGAUUAUGCGUUAUCGACUUCUGCUUAGUGAACCAUGUCGGUCGCUUACGUUUGGCGAAUUAGCUUCAAUGGUCAGGUUCAUUAGCUAGCUGCUUGUUUUUAAUUUUUAGAGAAUUUCACGUUAGUAUUUCUCGUGCAUUGUGGACAUGCGUAACGAAGACAACAAGGAGUCAAUGAACGAUAGGAAUGCUGGGAAAAAUGCCUUAUGAUUUGUAAUUUAUUAUAAGCUUUAUGAUUUGUAUCACUUUCUGUAGCGCGUUUCCAUCAGAAUCGUUUAGGUUCUGGUACGUAUAAACGGAAUCAACGCAUUCCGACUGAGAAUGACCGCGUUUUUCUGAUAUAAAUUCAAGAAACAAGUAAAGAUUCUCUUCUAGGAAGCAUGUUUGCUAACGCCGGAAAAUUGAAAUACAUUGAAAAAUGAGGCAGCAAGAUCUCA